This is a messenger RNA of Penicillium chermesinum, 690 nucleotides long. RefSeq names its product DUF3455 domain-containing protein. NCBI's taxonomy places the organism in Eukaryota, Fungi, Ascomycota, Eurotiomycetes, Eurotiales, Aspergillaceae. The record is from RefSeq and is a predicted model, not a curated record. The transcript is spliced from 2 exons. Bases 1 to 690 code for a protein of 229 amino acids.
AUGUUCGCUCAUCUCUACGAGGAAGUUGGCCAUAUCAGCAUGGGCAACUGUUCCAUUUCCAAUACAGUACUUCCAUUGAAUGACACCAAAGAGCAGCUCCCGAACCCUUCCGCAGGGCUAACCCUCAAACAUAUCGCAAUUGGCCGUGGUACUCAAAACUACUCAUGCCCAGAUGCCUCCGGGCCACGGAGUACUACGCAGCCAACGGCUGUUGGUGCUGCAGCCACACUCUUUGACGCAUCUUGCGUUGCAGCACAGUCCUUGACAUUAUUGCAUGAGUUACCUCCUUUGGUGGGCACUGCUUCUGUCGGAUCUCUCGGCUUUCUUGCAGAAGCCUUGAGCCUCGCUACGAACUCGACCGAUCUUAUACUUGGAGAGCAUUAUUUUAAUGCUGACGGGGACCCAGUGUUUGACUUGCGGCUGGGAGGGUCUGGUGACUGGGCUGUCACAUCAAAGAAAGCUUCUGUUGAUGCUCCUCAACCUCAGGAUAUUCAUAAGGGCAAGUCCUGUGCGGCCAGCAAGGCCAAGAUCGAGAAUGUUGCUUGGCUAAAGCUCGACAGAAAGAGCGGAACCGGCAUCCAGGAGGUGUAUAGGGUCGUCACGUUUGAAGGCUCCCCACCUUCAUCAUGCGCUGGACAGAAUAGCACGGUCUUGGUGCAGUAUGCAGCAGAAUAUUGGUUCUAUGGGUGA